UCGCUGAAGCCAGCAGCCGCCGGGGCUCGCAUCUCAUCUCUUCCCAGGAGCAAAGAAUGAUUGAUUCCAAAGAGGAAAUUAAACCCAUUUCUCAUACUUGUAUUGGUGAGACCAGUCCUGCAUUAUCCACAAGAGCAGGAAUGACAGAUCUUCGAGGACCACAGGUGCUUCCUGAGCUACCUGCACUGGCAGCCCAUGAGACUCAUCACAUCUUUGUCAGUUACAGUAACAUCAAUUCAGAGUGGGUUAGGAGCCUUAUCCAGAGCCUAGAAGCCAUGAUUCCUAAUCUGAAGGCCUGUUAUCAUGAGAGGGACUUUAUACCAGGUAAAACGAUUAUUGAAAACAUGGUUGAAGCCAUUCAAGGAAGCCAGAAAAUUGUCUUAGUCCUCAGUCCUGACUUUAUCCAGAGCAGGUGGUGCCUUCUGGAAGCCAAUCUGUCUGUCUUCCAAGACUGUUUAGGAAGGAAGCCAGUAAUCCCCAUCAUGUUGGUGCCCUGUUUUGUGCCGCUGCAGCUCAACCAUUUGACUUAUAUUGACACCAGCGACAUCCACUUUUUGGAUAAAGUUAUCAAGGUCAUUUGCACUCCCAACCACAAGAUGAAGAAUGCUACCAUGGUUCCUUACAGCCCUCCAUCCCUUUACAAUGGGAAAUCCCUCCUGGCUCUCCCUGCAGUGGAUGAUCAGGUCAUUCCACAAUGGAGAGGAGGCACAUUCAGUGAGGCACUGCCUGACCAGCUGAAAAUAUUCUGUGAAGAUACUGAGGUCUACAGAAAGGCCAUCCAGAUGAUUAAUCGGGUAUCAUCUAGGGUAUCACCUUGUUCAACAGUCAUCAUUAUCUUCGGGAUAUCAGCUUACCUGUUAGGAAGCUUAUACUUGAUGAUUGCCACCUUCUUAUUUGCUUCUUUAGACCAGGACUCUGGUGACUCCUAUAAAACCUUCCUUGGCUGUAUUAUGGUCUUUGCAACUUUGUCUACCUUUUCUGCUUUUUGUAGUUGUGCCUACAACUACAAAAUCAAAUUAGCUGAUGAGAAACUUCUGGAGAUGUCCCAGGUUGCUGGUGAGGCCAACUCAUUGCUGACAAAGAAUUCCCUGCUGAUUGGCUGCGAUUCCCGCGUGAAGCUCCAUUUAGUUUAUAUCUCCCUGGUGGGGUGCAGAAGGCACUUCUCGGAGACUUUUGGAGAGGGAGAACGCUUUGCCGAAGAGAUGUUUCAGCGAGCCUUGCACUAUUUCUCCUCUGAUUAUGCCUGUUGUGUAGCCAAGAGGCACUUCCAGUUCUCCUACUCAGGGACCACACCAGGGCACUGGGAUAAAGGGCCCUGUUUCUGCCAGUUUGUUUCCCACUGUGUGGAGGAGGGGUCCUGGCACUGGAAUAGUGAUUAUCGUCAGGAUAAAAGGAGAUUAUAUGCUGGAGAGUUUACACUCUGAGCAAGAUAGAAAUGUAGUGGACACUUCUUGGUCUCAACAGUCCUUCUUCCCUUGACAAAAAGAGCUUUGUGUAGCAGGAAGGGAUUCUUUUCUAUUUCCACUUGACCCUUAAAGAAUUUCAAAACUAAAGUAUUUGCAGCCCAAAUGUUUCCAGUGUAAAUAGCAAAGGGAUAAGAGUGCUUUCUUCAUCUACUAAGGUAGCUAUACUUGUGCACAGCCCUGAGAAGCCGCCCACAAGACAAAGGUUAGGGGAAUAAAAGUGUAAAAUACAAAGUAGUUGGAAGUGCAGACACUCAAGCACACAACAGAGGGCUUACUAAAGGCUAAUAUAGAGGCAAAUGUCCACUAGGGAACUUUAUUUACCCUCCAUUCUAGGCUUAUUUGCAGGGGAGUUAAGAAGAGAAGGCUGGAUCAUUUACUGCCUCUUAACCACAGCAUGUUCUUUACUACACUCCCUUUACUGUAGGUCAUACAAAACAGGUGGGGCAAGUGCUCAUCUCCAAGUCUAUUCUUGACAAUGUCCAAUAAGGAAUUGCCUUGCUGUAUAUGAGUGUGGGGUAGGAAGUAAAAACAAAAAACAAAAAAAAAAGCUAAAAACCAACAGAAAAGUACUAGUGAAAAGGGCAGCAGUGGGCAGAGCUGAGUAGCAGUGGAAUCAGCAGAGACCAGUGUAGAUUCUGGAAAUUCAUGCCCUCUGGACAGCAGUGUCUUUAGAUGGAUGCUAUCAGUGAUGCACUCCUUUCUUUCUGGCCUGGAAAGUUCCUGUCAGAGCAGGUGGGGAACAACAGUCGUCUGUCUAAAGGAUGAAUACCUGACUUGUCCUUUCCAGGGUCAACAUUUUAGUCCACAUGGAACAUUUUACAAGGCUGAUUUCUGGCUACAUCAAGAUGUCCCUUCUCUCUUCUGCACCUCAGUGACUGUCUAAACUGAAGUGGGUCAUCGGUUAUUUUCAGAGGGUAGUUGUUGGGUAUAUAGAGAUACAAGAAAAGGGAAGGGAUGUUAUGCAAGGGGCCUGAUUCACUGUGGCAGGGAGAGAAGCCUGGGACAGUUGCACUGACAUACUGCUACUGUUGGGCACCACGGCUUGUGUGAUUUCCCAGACCAAAAUUGCUGGGUCCUAGACGUUCAGUAAGGUUGCUGCCACUCUGCUGCUGGCCUGCCCAGCCCAGCAAUAAUGCCGAGACAUCUCUCCAGAUACAUCUAGAUACUGGAGAGAGAACUGAGGUAUCACAAAUAUGAGGCACCUUUGUGGACAGGUGAUAGAUCAGGUAUUAGUAGCUUGUACUUACACUGCUCUGUUUACUUUUCAACUUUGAUUGUGCUAGUUUGUUUGUUUGUUUAUUUUUAUUUUAUAGCCAACCCUUUUUAGUAACGGCAAUUUAGACAAUUUUGUAGCUAUUCUGUCUUUGAUGACCCAAGUUUCAUAUACAAGAAAUGGAAAUAUCUUUAAGUUCUUUCUAUUAAAUCAUGCCAAGAAAUUAAAGCUUUCAGGUUUCCCAGUUGAUUGUGAAACUGCGUCAGCUGCCAGAAUCAAGACUUUCUGAUAUUUUGAAAAUAUGCAGAGUAUUUUUGUACAGAUACUUUUAAACAGAACAUGAUUUACAGCUCAAAAAAUCAAAUAUAACUUUGAUUGGCUCAGUGGCCUACCUUCAAUCCAGAAUGAACAACAUAGUUUAGAGCAAAUAUAAAGCCAAAUUCUGCUUAAGCACAAUGAAUUUAAGGAGGGCUUAUAUAGGAUAUAAACAGUGGCAACAUUUGGUCCACUGUAUCCAUCUAUGAGUUUUUAAAAUAAAGGCUUAUAACAGAACACUUGGAUAAAAAUCAAAGUGAUAGUGUUAUUCAUUAUUUGUUCUACUUGCCUCUUUCUUUUGUAUUGCUUCUUAGAGGAUCAUUCAUCUCUUAAAUGCACUUCAGCUGAAAGAUUUAUUAUAAAUGAAAAGGAUGAUACAUUCCAUCCAACUUGCAAAUUCAGCUUGGAUCCAGGAAAACAAAGCUGGGCUCUUAAGCAUUCCUGUCCUAAGCUACAGGUUCAUCAUUCACGUGGUGAACUGAUAAAUUUGAUUAAAAGAGGACAAACACAUUGCUGUUUACAGUAACCAGUAAUAGCAUCAGCUUUGUAUCCCACAGAUCUGGCGGCUUUGCAGAUCCAAACAAGUGGAAAAAUCCCUGUGUUUACACUUUCAGUUUUGUGUUUUCAGUUGCCAGCAUAUGCCAUGUUAUCAUAGCAAAGCAUGAUUUGUUUCUUGUUUUUCUGUUGCAUAAAAUAUUUGCAGAUUGUUUUAUG
Molecule: messenger RNA, 3708 nt
Organism: Tyto alba (common barn owl)
Lineage: Eukaryota; Metazoa; Chordata; Aves; Strigiformes; Tytonidae
Exons: 2
Coding region: 57-1424 (455 amino acids)
Biological process (GO): immune response; toll-like receptor signaling pathway; inflammatory response
Cellular component (GO): membrane
Molecular function (GO): transmembrane signaling receptor activity
Source: RefSeq, a predicted model, not a curated record